Ostreococcus tauri is the source of this 675-nucleotide messenger RNA. Its product is annotated as unnamed product. The record is from RefSeq and is a predicted model, not a curated record. Bases 1 to 675 code for a protein of 224 amino acids. NCBI's taxonomy places the organism in Eukaryota, Viridiplantae, Chlorophyta, Mamiellophyceae, Mamiellales, Bathycoccaceae. The transcript has a single exon.
AUGCGUCACGAAAAUUCCACCCGUCGUCGUCAACGAAGACCGCGAGACGUCAUCGACGAAAAGCUCGGGAGACCCGACGCAUCGGACGAUGAUGAUUCGAAGUCACAAAACCGUUACGAAACCACGACGAACACGCUCGAUGAGGACGAACAGCGCGCGGUGAUCGACGCGUUCGUUCGAGCGCACGCGCAGUCGAGAUUGACCGCGGCGCGCGGGCUUGGACUCGCGUCCGUGGCGCUGUCGCUCGGGUACUUCAUUGGACGGUGCGCGCUCGGGUACGGCGCGCCGAGCGGGACGGACGCGUGGGGACGAUGCCCGCACAACGCGCGCGUGUACGUCGAUGAUGAACGUUGGAUGAUGGUGGUGUACGUCUUAGACGUUGCUAGCGCGUUGAGCGCGGCGUUGGCGGGAAUGGGGGCGUGGACGAGGAUGCGGCGCGGCGAGACGGGUGAAAAUUGGUGGAGCGCGUUCGGCGCGCGCGUCGGCGCGUCGGCGUCGUUAGGAUGGUUGUCGCUGGCGUUUUUCGUCUCCGGAGCGACCGUAGUAAACGUAGCGCAAGGUUUGGUCCCGUUCGCGUUCGCGUGGGCGUGCUCGCAGGUCGCUCGAACGCAGGAGGAACACGCGCGGGGAAUCGAGGAUUUAAAGGCGCGAAUGUAUCGGCACGAAAAAAUCUGA